Molecule: messenger RNA, 651 nt
Organism: Monoraphidium neglectum
Lineage: Eukaryota; Viridiplantae; Chlorophyta; Chlorophyceae; Sphaeropleales; Selenastraceae
Product: peroxiredoxin Q/BCP
Exons: 6
Coding region: 1-651 (216 amino acids)
Biological process (GO): cell redox homeostasis; cellular response to oxidative stress
Cellular component (GO): cytoplasm
Molecular function (GO): thioredoxin peroxidase activity
Source: RefSeq, a predicted model, not a curated record
AUGCUUGCCAGCCGCAGCGCAGUGGUCUCGCGGGCAGCCGCCCGUCCCGUGCCUUUCCAGGCCCGGUCACGCCGCACCGUGUCUGUGUCGGCCCUCAAGGUGGGCGAGAACCUGAAGGACUCCGCCGAGUUCUACCGCGUGCUCAAGGCCAGCGACGGGUCCGUCGUGUCUCUGGCCAGUUUCGUGAACGAGAGGAAGCAGCCGCUGGUGCUGUUCUUCUACCCCAAGGCCGGCACCCCCGGCUGCACCAAGCAGGCCUGCAAGUUCCGUGAUGAGUACGCGCGGUUCACUGAUGCUGGCGCCGUGGUCUUCGGCAUCAGCGGCGACUCCCCCGAGGAGAACAAGGCGUUUGCCGAGGCGCAGCGCCUGCCCUUCCCGCUGCUGACUGACCCCAGCAACAUCCUGCGCAAGCUCUGGGGGUGCACUCAAAUCCUCGUCAUCACGCCCGCCGCCCAUGGCCUGUGCCCCACUCCCCACCCCCUACCCGCGAUCUUUCUCACCGGCGCAGACCUGCUGGUCCUUCCCGGCCGCCAGACGUACGUGUUUGACCGUACUGGCAAGUGCCUGCUGUCCUUCAACAGCCAGCUGGACACGGAGAAGCACGUCAGCGAGGCCCUGGCGGCCCUGGCCACCGUGAAAAGCGUCGCGUGA